AUGCAAGAAAGAGUCCUCUUCGUCCAAAAUGCCACACCCACCACGAUCACUACAUUCCACGAUCUCAUAUCCAAUGAAUUGCCGCAAUCACUUGGCCCUUGGAAUUUUGAGCUCAAGAUAUUCUUGAAUAACAAAUUUUCAAGGCCUGCAAACUUCGAACCAAAUCAGAUAGCUAAUAGAUACCUCUACACUCUCCAAUUGUCAUACUACAGCAAUCAAACAAUCACUAUAAUUAAUAAUUCGAAAUCCAUCAUCACACGGAUUCCAAAUACGAGUUCACUUAUUAAUGAUACUUCAAAUCUUGAAAACUCUGCACUCAUAGAGCACAUCAAACAUGGAUGCGCUAACAAUACGGGAACAACGACCGAAAAUUUUGAACAGCUGAUAACCAAGAAGCUUGCCAGCCUCUGGACAGUAAAGCAAACAAUCAAAGGAGAAGGAGGAUAUGGAUACGUGAUUUCCGUGCCCGGAUUGAAUGAAGACGGUCAACAUGAAAAAUUCAGGCUGAGAACCAGUAAUUGCUUUUUGCACGGAUUAUUCAAAGGAUUCCUUAUCGAAAUAGAACAUCUUGACGAUGAAAUUGAGCAAGACGAUAAUUUAGAGCGUAACGGUUUGAUUGUUAAAUUUACGAAUAGCAUUAACAGGAUCAAAAGCUUGAUAGAUUUGUACAAGUUUCCAGAGGGCAACUUGUGCUUUAACGUACUGAACGAGACCAAAUUGGACUAUCUAAGUGAUUUAUGUCAACAAUAUUGCGAUGCAUUGCAGUUUUAA
Messenger RNA from Ogataea haglerorum, 771 nucleotides. RefSeq lists its product as uncharacterized. Gene Ontology annotation, cellular component: mediator complex. Lineage: Eukaryota; Fungi; Ascomycota; Pichiomycetes; Pichiales; Pichiaceae. Gene Ontology annotation, molecular function: transcription coregulator activity. The transcript has a single exon. Gene Ontology annotation, biological process: regulation of transcription by RNA polymerase II. The record is from RefSeq and is a predicted model, not a curated record. The coding region runs from base 1 to 771 and encodes 256 amino acids.